AUGUCCUCCUCAAGAGACCCGGGUUUCGACUCAAUGAUGCUCGCAAAGUUUGCAUCUUUGAAAAGUCCCGAGACUGUUCUUCCACCGAGUCAUUAUUUCUGCCACACAUCGCGAACAAUCACGGUCUUCGAGCAGUAUCCAAAGUCCAAAAUUCAUUUCCUCUUGUUCCCUCGAGUCGGUGCACCACCUCGAGUCCCAGGCAAUCUGAAAGACAUUCUCACUCUCCUGACCUCGCCGGAAGUGAGCAAGAGCGAAGCCGAAGCGUUACUACGAGAGAUGCGCGAGGAUGCUGAAAUUGUAAAGGGUCAGAUUGAAGAAGAGAUGAUGUUCAAUUUCAAGUACAAGCCAGAGGUCUGGAUUGGAUUCAAGGUCGCGCCAUCUUUUAGAUAUUUGCAUUUGCACGUAAUGACGGAUGACUUGACUGGGAAAGCGAUGAAAACACCAAGGCACUUUUUCUCUUUCCACCCCAAUCACGGCGAGUUUUUGCCUCUGGACGAAGUCCUGUCUUGGUUUGAGAUAGUUGAUGAACGGUAUAAAGAUAAUUUGAGAGAUCUGCGCAAAAGGCACUUGAAGUUUUCCAAACGAGGUCGUCAAGCUUGUGAACAAGCAACCGAGGACAGGAGAGUAUAUGAUUGCUACCACAGAUAUAGCGGAAUAGAAUGCCGAUUUGAAGCAAAGGAUCUGCCAACCAUGAAGAAACACCUCGAUGAACAUUUCGAAAAGCGUCGUGAGGAAGGUAAGAAGCGUCAGGAGAACCGAGAGAAGUUCGAGGAAAGGCAGGCGAGACACCAGGCGAGACUUGCUGAGGAAAAGCGCCAGGAAUCCGAAGAACGCGACGGAACUGAGGCUGGACCUCAGGCUCAGCUAACAACGGGCGAAGAUGAUACCAUCCAUGUGGAUUAG
Messenger RNA from Fomitiporia mediterranea MF3/22, 903 nucleotides. RefSeq lists its product as uncharacterized. Gene Ontology annotation, cellular component: nucleus. Gene Ontology annotation, biological process: double-strand break repair; single strand break repair. The coding region runs from base 1 to 903 and encodes 300 amino acids. Gene Ontology annotation, molecular function: DNA 5'-adenosine monophosphate hydrolase activity; mismatched DNA binding; single-stranded DNA binding. Lineage: Eukaryota; Fungi; Basidiomycota; Agaricomycetes; Hymenochaetales; Hymenochaetaceae. The transcript has 3 exons. The record is from RefSeq and is a predicted model, not a curated record.